AUGGUGAAUGUACGUGCAAGCGAACGGCAAAAAGCUGCAGGUUCUCCCAAGGUAGAGGUGGGAGAGAUUGACACCAGGGCACCAUUUCAAUCUGUCAAAGCUGCUGUUAGUUUAUUUGCUGAAGUUGUAAGGAAGGGUAAGAAGCCCGUCAGGAAGACUGAACAACUUCCUUUCGAGAAUGUCUUAAACAAGGAGACACGGCUUCUUUUGGCCCAAAGAGAGCUAGAAAGGACCAAGAAAAAGUUGGAGAGUGCUGAAACUACAAAAGCUAAAGCACUUUAUGAUCUGGAGAGGGCUAAGAGGACAUUGCAGGAUUUGACAACCAAGAUCAAUUCUGUAAGUGAAUCCAAGGAGUCGGCGUUUAAAGCUGCAGAAGCUGUGAGGCAGAAGGCCAAGCAACUUGAACAUGAUAAGUCUCAAAAGCACUUGGAAAAUGAUCCGCGGAAACAGGCGUUGAUUCAGGCUAGACAGCAGUACAGGACUGCUGCUACUCAACUUGAUUCUGCAAAGCAGGAGCUUAACGAAAUCCGUCAGGAUUUUGAUGCAGUUUUGGAGGCAAAAAUGGCUGCAUUCCAACAGGCAGCAGAGGCUCAACGUUCAAAGAAACUAAGUUCAGGUAGGGUUGAUGAGCUGCAGAAGGAAAUUGAAGCUAUGAAGGAGGCAACUAAACAGAUAAAGAUUGCCUCUCAACAAAUACGGGAAGACCAGGCGAAGAUUGUGUCUGAGAAAGAUGCACUAAUCCAGUCUUAUAAGGAUGCGAAAAACCAAUCGGAGAAGAACUUGAUUUCCUUGAGAAAAGAAUAUGAUCCUGAACUGACCAGGAGUCUUGAGAUGAAAGUUGAGGAAACAACUGCAGAGAUUGAAGAUUUACAGAAGCAAAUGAAAGAAGCUCAUGCUGCUGAAAUGGAUUCAGUGAGAGUUGUAACUACUGAGCUUAAUGAAGCUACAAGGACACUGCAACAAGUUGCAGAAGAAGAAUGUUCUCUGAAAAGCUUGGUGAAUUCGCUUAAGCUGGAAUUGGAAGAGGUGAAGAGGGAGUAUGCUGAUGAAUUGAAGAAAGCGGAAGCUGCCGAAAAAGAAUCUGUUGCAGAAGAAAAAAUAGAUGCCGAUAAUAAGCUUAAUUCGACAAUCGAACAGCUAUUAUCAGAAACCGAAACUGCAAGAAGAGAAGCAGAGGAGAUGAAAAAGAAUGCUGAAGACCUGAAGCAAGAAGCUGAAAAUACCCAGAUGGUGGCAGAGGAAACGGAGAAAAAGCUACAGGUUGCUCUGUCAGAGCUUGAAGAAGCAAGAGCGGCAGAGCGGAAAGCCCGUGUUGAGUUAAAUCCAAAUCAAGAUUCCGUUGCCAAGGUGACAAUUACAAAGGAAGAGUAUGAAUCUUUGUUGAAGAAAGCUGAGGAAUCUAAAAACUUGACUGAGAAGAAGUUGGCGUAUGCUAUGACUCAGCUGGAAGAGAUUAAUUAUAGUAAAAGUGAAGCAGACCAAAAAUUGGAGGCAAAUUUAAAAGCUAUUGAGGAAAUCAAUACUGCAACAGAGAUAGCUUUGAAGUCUGCAGAGACAGCAGCCGCGGCGCAAAACAUGGUUGAAUCUGAACUCAAAAAGUGGCGCCAGAAAGAACAAAUGGCAUCAGCUUAA
Messenger RNA from Pistacia vera, 1632 nucleotides. Its product is annotated as WEB family protein At1g12150. Lineage: Eukaryota; Viridiplantae; Streptophyta; Magnoliopsida; Sapindales; Anacardiaceae. The coding region runs from base 1 to 1632 and encodes 543 amino acids. The record is from RefSeq and is a predicted model, not a curated record. The transcript is spliced from 2 exons.